AUGCAUUUCACAACAGUUCUCCUAGCCACCGUGGCUGCGGUCGCUGCCGCCCCGGCGAAGCGCCAGACUAUUGGUGCUCCCUGUGCAGAUGUCCACAUCUUCCUCGCUAAAGGCUGGAACGAGCCGUACCCUGGUCGACAAGGCAAGCUCGCUGGCGCCAUUUGCUACGAUCUGCCAUCUUGCGAUUAUGAGGAUAUUCAGUUCUGGAACCCACCUGAAGCAGAUUAUUACAGAUGUCCGGAUAGCAAAUUGAUUCUAUCGGGCUACAGCCAAGGUGCGAAUGUUGCAGGCGACAUCCUUGGUGGAGGCGGCGGGAACUUCGGUAACGAGUCCGUAUUCUGUACUGUUGGUACGAACCCUGGUUUGGACCCAGAGACGAGUCCUGGCAACAAGUUGGCUGCUGCUCUGAUCUUUGGUGACAAUCGACACGUCGCUGAUCAGCCAUACAAUGUGCUGUCCGGAGCUGGCAUCAAUGCUGACAACCCACGCUUCCCGGAAUCAUUGGCCAACAUGAACAAGUUCUCCGACAAGAUUCGAUCAUGGUGCGAUGCUACUGACCCGGUCUGCGCUGCUACUGGUCCAGGGCCAUUCAUCGUUGAGAAUCAUCUGAACUACUUCGACAUAUACACUGAUGAGGCGGCUGGAUGGGUGAAGUACAUGCUUACACUGUAA
Messenger RNA from Cyphellophora attinorum, 672 nucleotides. RefSeq lists its product as uncharacterized. NCBI's taxonomy places the organism in Eukaryota, Fungi, Ascomycota, Eurotiomycetes, Chaetothyriales, Cyphellophoraceae. The record is from RefSeq and is a predicted model, not a curated record. The transcript has 3 exons. Gene Ontology annotation, molecular function: hydrolase activity. The coding region runs from base 1 to 672 and encodes 223 amino acids.